AGCCUCAGAGUCAGGAUCUAGGAUGCCAGAGAAAGGAUGGAGAGCAAUCCCCACAAAUCCUGGGGCUUUGUAUAAAGGCAACGGCUAAGAAGGAAGAAAUAGCAAAGCCUUGCCACCACUGUUGAGUCUGGGUACCAUCCUAAGAAUGUCCUAUUUCAAUAAUUGGAAGAGCACCCAAAUGAGCCAGAGCUUGAUGUCACAUGACAGCAUCAGGAUUCCUCAUGAGAAGAAAAAGGAGAACAAAAAUCAUGAAGAUCUUCCAGAAGGCCAUCACUCACCCCAUGGUCAGAUGCUGCAGGAUGUGGAGGGUGUCUGGAGUGCUGGCAGCAAGACUAAGGAGGUGGGAGAAGAUGGGGCUGCAGAGGAAGGACCUUUGCUCAGCAAAAUAGAGCCACGCAAAGAUGUGAAAGACUGGAGGCUGCCGACCUCUCUGGGAGCUGUGAACCCGCCUCUCAUCUCCUCAGGUCUGAGUGAGAGCAAGGCUGCCGGACGAAGCUGUGAAUUAUCCCCCCCAAUAACAAAGAGCUUCCGAAUAUACGACAUGAGUCCUCUUUCUUCUCCUAACCUGUUGCAGACUGAGAAGAUGUGUCCCUACAGAAGGGCACGUAUGGCCCGUCUGCCCCAGCAGGGCCCUUUCCGGCACCUCAUGGACAUGAAGGCGGAGAAGAGACUGGCAGGCUGGAAGGAACGCCGUAGCCGCUUUGGUGACAUCAGCACGCAUAAGUGCUACCAGUUUGGACAGAUCUUCUCUCCUUUCCAGGCUCUGGCCACCACGGAGAUGCGAAGGCUGGUGUUACCCCGAGACCUGCCCAUGAGUUCUCGAAUGCAGAGACUAAGUACUUCCUCCUUCAGUGACAUGAAUCUCCAGGAUUUACCCCUCUCUCCCACAGAGCUGAGCUUGGGAAAGGAUGACAGCCAUCAUGAAAAAGAGAAAUCAGUGAGCCACAUUAAAACACCUUUAUUCCCCCCAAUAUUUAAAGCAACAAAGUAUAAUGACAUGAAAUAAAAUUGCAAAAAAACUACA
This is a messenger RNA of Peromyscus leucopus (white-footed mouse), 1024 nucleotides long. RefSeq lists its product as uncharacterized. The transcript is spliced from 5 exons. The record is from RefSeq and is a predicted model, not a curated record. The coding region runs from base 146 to 1006 and encodes 286 amino acids. Lineage: Eukaryota; Metazoa; Chordata; Mammalia; Rodentia; Cricetidae.